This is a messenger RNA of Hyaloscypha bicolor E, 1741 nucleotides long. Its product is annotated as GNS1/SUR4 membrane protein. Gene Ontology annotation, molecular function: fatty acid elongase activity. Gene Ontology annotation, biological process: fatty acid elongation, saturated fatty acid; very long-chain fatty acid biosynthetic process; fatty acid elongation, monounsaturated fatty acid. The transcript has 4 exons. Gene Ontology annotation, cellular component: endoplasmic reticulum membrane. NCBI's taxonomy places the organism in Eukaryota, Fungi, Ascomycota, Leotiomycetes, Helotiales, Hyaloscyphaceae. The record is from RefSeq and is a predicted model, not a curated record. Bases 183 to 1241 code for a protein of 352 amino acids.
AUUGCCUUUUUUUUUUGCUUUCAACUCUGUUUGGGUGGAAGUUGCAACGUGUCGCCGCUUUUUUUCAGGGUCCGCGUGUUCGAGUACCAUUUUCUCCGGAAGCACCGAAAUCGCGUCAAUCCCAUCGGCACAACAUCUCUAUCAUCGCUGCAGACAUACGGUCCCCAUACCCGGCUUCCGCGAUGUCGUCCAGCGCGACGGAUAUCCUGAAGGCGCUGCCGCUGCCCAGCUUUGAGCGACCGUUCGGCGUGAAGUUAUGGCCUCUCUUCGACAUGGCCUUUACUCCGGUCAUGGGCUAUCAUCCGCAGGACUUCGACUUCCAGCCGCGAGUUACCCCAAUGUCGACGCUGAAGGAGGCCGGCUUCACUAUUCUUGCAUACUACAUUGUAAUUUUUGGCGGGAGGGAGAUAAUGCGCAACCGUCCAGCCUUCAAGCUGAACCUACCCUUCAUGAUCCACAACUUCUACCUUACGAGCAUCAGCGCGGUUUUAUUAGCGUUAUUCCUGGAGCAAUUGAUUCCUACGCUCUACAACCAUGGCCUCUUCUACACUAUCUGCGACGUUAAGGGUGGCUGGACACCGAAUUUGGUGAUCCUCUACUAUCUGAACUACCUCACGAAAUACCUCGAACUUAUUGAUACAAUCUUCUUGGUGCUGAAGAAGAAGCCAUUGACCUUCCUGCACACCUACCACCACGGCGCAACAGCGCUCCUCUGCUACACCCAAUUGAUUGGCUUGACAUCAGUAUCAUGGACCGUGAUCACCCUCAACCUGUUUGUCCACGUUGUCAUGUACUGGUAUUACUUCCAGAGCGCGCGGGGAGUCCGAAUCUGGUGGAAGGAAUGGAUCACCCGUCUGCAGAUCAUCCAGUUCGUGAUUGCACUCGGGUUCGUCUAUUUCGCAUCUUACACCUACUUCACCUCGACAUACUUCCCAUGGAUGCCUAAUCACGGCAAAUGCGCCGGUGAGGAGUUUGCCGCCUUCUCGGGCAUCGGUGUCAUCAGCUCUUACCUCCUCCUGUUUAUCUCCUUCUACAUCGCAACCUACAAGAAAGAUGGAAAGCGCCCCACAGGCCGCAAGGCUGCACGCUCGCUCAAGGAUGCGGAGCUCCCAGAUAUUGCAGCUCUUACCCAUGGAAAGAUCGUGCCCGAGAAGAAGAACGGCCAUGCAAAUGGAACCAACGGACACGCCGUCUCAUCCGCCACGCCGGGCCGCCCUUCGACCCGCUCGCGCAAGGCAUAGAUCUGAGUAGAUGAGACGAAGCCGGUCAGAACCGGCGAUGACUGUGGCCUUGGAAGCAGUCUAGAGAUAGAAACUGGAUCUACUUCUCUGUACAAUAUACCAAACGGCAGGACUGGAGGAGUACCAUCCCGUCAUAGAAAACUCGUUAAUGUCAGAUCAAAGCAAGCAUGGGAACGCACGGGGCAUGGGAGGGCACAUGGGUCAUCAUUCUCCCAUAUGUUUAUUUUCCUUUUGUAUUACACUUUGUGCAUGAAAGAAAGACGUCUACUUGGUGCGGUGUUGGUGGUUGGGAUGGGGAAUGGGUGAAAGAGUCAAUCCAAUGUUCAAUGAACAGUGAAUGAAUAAUAGGGUCCAUAAUAGACGCCGAAUCCUGAUUGCCGUGCCUCAUUUCUUCCUUUCCCCCUUACCAUAAUUAUAUCUAUUGCAACACGGCAUUGAGUGGUUGCUUUACAGCUAUUUUAGACGGUUAAGCAAGAAGUCGAGCAGGGCCUCGCUUAAUU